Molecule: messenger RNA, 1683 nt
Organism: Penicillium waksmanii
Lineage: Eukaryota; Fungi; Ascomycota; Eurotiomycetes; Eurotiales; Aspergillaceae
Product: ferric reductase family protein
Exons: 2
Coding region: 1-1683 (560 amino acids)
Biological process (GO): iron ion transport; copper ion import; intracellular iron ion homeostasis
Cellular component (GO): plasma membrane
Molecular function (GO): ferric-chelate reductase activity
Source: RefSeq, a predicted model, not a curated record
AUGUAUGCCACAAUUACCGCGAUAUCUCGGGAAAUUAGCUACGCCACUCUUCCAUCAAUUUCACUGGGCCCAUUGGUUAUUCACUUCGCUCCGCUGGGGUCGAUAUUGAUCAUUCUCGCCAACCUGGUGACAGUUCUAGUCCUCUGUUUCUACGGACUCGACACUUCGGAUGUCUGGCAGUGGGAAAAUGUCGGUUAUCGAACAGGUUUCAUCGCCAUAUGCCAGCUCCCGCUUAUAUUCCUCUUGGCCGGGCGUCGGAAUAUCAUCGGCUACCUAGUAGACAUGAGCUAUGUCCGCUUAAACUGGUUCCAUCGCUGGAUUGCUCGCACACUGUGGCUGACCGCGACCAUCCACAUGGGCUUCUGGUUUCAUGACUGGGGCCGCUAUGACUACAUCGCGUACCAACUAACACAUGACCCAUUAACAAAACGGGGAUUUGCGGCCUGGUGCAUCCUCACCUUCAUCGUUAUCUCUUCGGCUUCGCCAGUAAGGAAGUUGAGCUAUGAGAUCUUUGUUCUCCAGCAUCUGAUCAGUUUUAUCGGUUUCAUCGUUGCGAUAUGGAUGCAUGCACCCGAGGAGGUCAAGAUAUGGGUCUGGAUCCCCAUCGGGAUCCUUGUCCUUGACCGGGUGCCUGGUCAACAUAUAUUUUUAACAUGUCACCGCAUCGCUCCGUUUCAGAGUCAUCCGUUUACAAUUGCGUCUUUGCCGGAGGAUGGGAGGAUGGAGUUCUUUAUACGCGCACAAGGUGGAGGAACGAGAGGCUUUGCAGCUUUUGCUGAGGAAAAGAGGUCGAUGGAAGCGGACAUCCGAUGUGGUCCUAUGUUUAUAGAAGGCCCCUACGGCACCCAUAGGCCGCUAAGACAAUUUGACAGCGUGGUACUCUUUGGGGGCGGCAUGGGUGCGACGUUUGUGGUACCAUUACUCCGAGACAUUGUUUCAGCAUGGAAAGGUGAGCAGAGCGACCAGUAUCUCACACGAAAAAACUCCCUAUCGGUUACAAGGCACAUUCGAUUCAUUUGGGCCGUGAAGUCUCGCGCGGAGAUUAGCAUGUUUGAGUCUCAGAUUCAAACUGUUCUUUCUGAUGUCAAUGAAUGUCGACGUUUGAAUCCUGCAUUCAAAAAGGAGGUUGAGAUCAGCAUCUACAUUACGUGCGACAAGGUUUCCCAUCUUGUUCCACUACCACACAGUCGCUCCAGUCAUGAGAACCUCCAAUCGAACAUAGAAUUGUUCGACCUGAUGACAAAUUCCCGCAAUAAUUCUGUUGACAGUACAUCAGCGGACGGAGAGGCUGAAAGGCACUGUCAGGAGAAAUCUCGCAAGCACUCAACUCCAAUUCGGGAACAAAUCUGUCCAAACACCGGCAACUUGAACUGCCCUAUUCCAGCACUCUCACGGGAACAGGCUUGUACGGACUCGGAUCAUUCCGCGGAAGAAUCAGCACAACUCCUCCAAUCCUAUACAAACACAAGUCCCACCAUUCUAUCAGGUCGUCCUUCACCGCACGCAAUCGUUCGGAAAUCACUCGAGAGGGCCCAAGGUGAAAGCGCUGUGGUUGUCUGUGGACCUCGUGGUAUGGUUGAUGAUGUUCGGCUGAGUGUUGUUUCUCUGAGUGAUGAACGUGCGGUGCAUAAGGGUACGGAGGCGCAAGGCAUUUAUUUGCAUGUAGAGAGCUUCGGGAUCUGA